Molecule: messenger RNA, 1248 nt
Organism: Colletotrichum siamense
Lineage: Eukaryota; Fungi; Ascomycota; Sordariomycetes; Glomerellales; Glomerellaceae
Exons: 1
Coding region: 1-1248 (415 amino acids)
Source: RefSeq, a predicted model, not a curated record
AUGAAUCUGAAGAACUUGUGGCAUGCGCUCCCACUCACAUCCGGCUUCUUCGCAUCGACAUGUCCCUCAGAAAUCCACGCCACGAUCCCGGAAUCAGACGGCCACUGGGUGUCCGACCGCAGAUCAAGAAGUAUACAUCAGAUUCAUUCCCUGCUCGAGGCCUGCCCAGAAAUCACGACCCUUGACCUGCGAUUCGCGCUUAUCGGCUGCGUCGGUUUUCCGGAGCGAUGGAGUUUGCCCUUGAACCCAGCAGGCGGCACGAAGUAUGCAUCAGCAAUACAGGACCUCUCCCUCGAUGGCUACAACUUUGGCGACUCUGAUUUGAACUACAUCUCACUUUACGGAUGGGAUCACACGCUACAGUGGAUCACGUCGGGGAAUGCCUACAAGUUCCUAAAGUGGCGUCUCCUUCCGCGAGACCAGAGGGCAAAGACGAAUCUGGACUUGUGGCUCGAAGCCAUGGACUUUUCUCAACUUCAGAGCCUGUCAAUCAGGUGCGCUUCAUGCCGGGACAGCUCUACCGACUUGAUUGCAAAGCUCCUUGCUCCUAAAAUACCAAGCUUACAAUCCUUGUCUGUCGAAGGACCGGACAUGCUCGACUUCAUCCUGGCCAUACCGGCUGGCUCGCUCAACCAAUUGAUCUGGAUUAAGCCUCAAUAUUCUGAAGAAAAGAUCAGACUGAUCCUCGAGCACCACGGAAGCAGUCUCACCGUGCUGGAAUGGAGGAGCGCAGAAACUCUCUACCGCCCUCGCCCUCUCUUACCAAUGCUGAUCUUGCGAGACAUCGGACAACUAGCACCGCGUCUGAAAGCUCUCACCAUAGAUUUGAACCGCCACAACACAAGUUGGCCCUUGGACGAUAUGGCGACUCUUAUGAAGAGCAUCCCAGACACCCUUUCAAACCUGACAAUCUACUUUGAGAUGGCGAGCGAAUAUCGGCGGCAGAAGAACGACGACUACUGGGACGGCCGGGGAGAGAUCAUUGAGGAGUUUGCACGGCCUUUGCUCAAUUCUACGACCGCGCGAGAGCUGGCACAUUUCUUGCGAGACCGCGGCGGACAUUCUCUGGAGCAGGUGGAGUUCUUUGCGGGGGAUUGGGAGCGGGAAUGGGGCGAGCCGCUUCAGUUCACGGACUGGCUUCAUCAACGACGAGCAUGGAUUCACUGUGAUUUGGGGAAGAGAGGGGGAGAGAUUUUAUGUCAUGGGAAUGAUACUCUUGUGCCAAGGGUUGACCGGAGUAAUGUAUGA